Penicillium vulpinum is the source of this 1428-nucleotide messenger RNA. Its product is annotated as glycosyltransferase family 31 protein. The record is from RefSeq and is a predicted model, not a curated record. The coding region runs from base 1 to 1428 and encodes 475 amino acids. Gene Ontology annotation, cellular component: membrane. Gene Ontology annotation, molecular function: acetylglucosaminyltransferase activity. Lineage: Eukaryota; Fungi; Ascomycota; Eurotiomycetes; Eurotiales; Aspergillaceae. The transcript has a single exon.
AUGCUAUUCAGUGCCCGGGAUGGGUCUCUUCCAGGGGCAUCAUGGGCUUGGAAAAAGGUGCUGCGGUUUGGGGUUGUCUUCUUGUUCGUGAUAGGAUUUGCUGCUGUACUAUGGCCCUCAGUUGAGCCAGUGAAACUGCCAAUGGAGACAGUUGCCAACAUCACUUUGGCCCCCGAUAUCUCGUGCAAUCUCGAUUACGAUAAAUUGGCAACCCUGAACGUUGUCAAAGUCGCCCAAUAUACCCGUCGAGAAAUCAUAGUCGAUAUGACGGACGAGCCAGUGCCCUAUACUCAGUGGCUUGAUGAGCCGUUCUUGAAAGUGCCGAAGGGCAACGAGGGGGCGGCGGAUGGGUGCUCAAUUUCCACACCAGUGUCCUUGCGGGUCCCCCAACCGCCGAAAUUGGCGGACGCGUCACACAUCGAUUUCGGAGUUGCGACCAGUAUCGAGAGAUUAAAUGAGUCUCUGAAUGCCUUCGCUCACUGGGCUGGAUACUCACGCAGUCGUAUUUUCGCACUGAUUGAACCAGAUGAAUCAGGCAACGGAUUCCAGGAUGUCAUGGCCAAGGCUGACUCUCUGGGGAUCAACCUCCACAUCACAGUGUCGGAGGAUAACUAUCUCAACCGAUACUUCGCACUUAUCCCUCUUUUAGAGAAAAACGCCCGGGAAACAACCCAAUGGGGUUGUAUCAUCGAUGAUGACACAUUCUUCCUGUCGAUGCCCAGACUAGUGGAUGCGCUCGCUGAAUACGACCACACCACCCCCAUGUAUAUUGGCGGAUUGUCAGAGUCUAUCCCGCAGAUUGCGACAUUCGGAAUGAUCGGAUUUGGAGGCGCGGGCGUCUUCUUAUCGAAACCUCUGUUGACCGAAAUGACCAACGUGUACGACAAGUGUUCUGCGAUGGAUUUCACAGGCGAUCGCCGCAUCGCCAUCUGCGUCUAUCGUUACACCCACACCCGGCUAACGGUAGAUCACCGUCUGCGGCAGUUGGACCUGAUGCGCGACGCCUCAGGAUUCUUCGAGUCCGGCCGCGAGCCCCCGCUCACAGUACACCACUGGAAGUCCUGGUUCCACGCCGACAUGCCGAAGCUAGCGGUGAUUUCCGAGUUAUGCGGCGACAGCUGCCUCCUCCGCAAAUGGCACUUUGGCGACGGCUGGAUCUUGACGAACGGCUUCUCGGUCAUCAAGUAUCACGCCGACCCAGACAAGGACGACCCCACCAUGGAGGUGACAUGGGAGCCGCACAAUGGCGCCAAUGAGGAAUCUUACCUGCACGAAUUGGGUCCGCUCCGCCGCAAGGAUGAAAACAAGAGGAGCUUCCAGCUGGUGGAUGCCGUUCACGAGCCGAAGGACCAUGUCACUCAGUGGUAUGUCAUGCGCGAUGAGACUAAUGGCGAUCAAGUCUUGGAGCUGUCAUGGCGAAAGAGGUAA